Molecule: messenger RNA, 629 nt
Organism: Ambispora leptoticha
Lineage: Eukaryota; Fungi; Glomeromycota; Glomeromycetes; Archaeosporales; Ambisporaceae
Source: the annotation of a GenBank genome assembly
AUGUUAAACAGUUCAACCCAUCUUUCUUAUUUCAACUAUUUUCAAGAUGGCAGCCGUGGUAGCGGAGACUUAUGUACUUCACUAGUAAUUCAGCCAAAAUGCUGCUGUGAUGCAAACAAUAGUACUGAUCAUUUUACCGGAUGGUUCACCGCCUGGAAAAACUACCCUGAAUACAUACUAAACUAUGAUUUGGAUAAAGAGUUUUAUGGGGUGUGGUACACGAUUCUUUCUACAGAUGCCAAUUAUAACGCCAAUCUUGAUCGAGGAAUGGUUGUGCGGGCGUUUGAUUCAGAAUUCAAUCCACAAACAUUGCCAGCUUCUCAAAACAACACAUCUAAAGAUAUUGACAGUGAAUUCUAUAACACCCUUGAUGAGUUAAAUCACCAUGUUGUUGGAUAUCAACAGAAUAACUAUAUGUUUGUCAAUCGUCAUCUAAAAAAGAAAUUACGUCCCAAUGCAGGAAAUGUGAUUGGUAUCCCGCCAAAACACUUCGAUGAGCAUUAUCUUACCACUGAAUAUGAAAGUGUAAAUAACCCUGCUAUUGCACAAAAUCAAUCUCAAAAUAAUCUUUACGCUAAUUUGUUUGUUGGAACCUUGAAUUGGUAUGAGGAACAGAUAACUGAAAGAAG